AGGGGAGGCAAAGGAUUUUGAGCCUUCUGAGAGAAUUCAUGGAAGAUAGAAGGGCUUCUAAAGAGUCCCACACUGAUAUGCUGGAUGCCCUUCUUAAAAAUGAGGAGGAUCCGUCAAAGUUCAAAAUGACUGAUGAUCAAAUAUUUGAUCUUCUGCUUGCCAUUCUUUAUGCUGGUUAUGAGACAGUCUCUACAACUUCCAUGAUGACUGUCAAAUAUCUAUAUGAUCAUCCUAAAGCCCUUCAAAAACUCAGGGAAGAACACUCUGCAAUUCGAAAUGCAAAGGGACCAGAUGAUCCUAUCUCUUGGGACGAUUACAAAUCCAUGGAGUUUACUCGCGCCGUCAUCUAUGAAACAAUGAGACUAUCCACAAUUGUUAAUGGGGUUUUAAGAAAGACCACCGAAGACAUGGAAUUGAAUGGGUAUCUGAUUCCAAAAGGGUGGAAAAUAUAUGUUUACAUGAGAGAGAUCAAUUAUGAUCCAAUUCUAUAUCCAGAUCCGUACACCUUCAAUCCGUGGAGAUGGCUGGAAAAAAACACAGAUGCCCAUCGUUAUUUCCUUCUAUUUGGAGGAGGAACAAGACACUGCCCGGGAAAAGAACUGGGCACAGUGGAAAUUGCUGUCUUUCUUCACUAUUUUGUCACAAGAUACAGGUGGGAGGAAAUUGAUGGGAAUAAAAUACUCAAGUUUCCAAGAGUUGAAGCUCCAAAUGGGCUCAGAAUUAGAAUUUGGGAGCGCUGAUCCUCCUUCAUAUUAUACAUCCAUAGGCAUUAGAAUGAUUUCUUUACCUUAUUUUCUCCGUUUUUCAAUUUUUUUGUGUUUUCAUAGAAAUGCUAUGUAUAAUCAAGUUAAUGAAAGAAAAAUUAGUUUCACACUUU
This is a messenger RNA of Amborella trichopoda, 877 nucleotides long. The record is from RefSeq and is a predicted model, not a curated record. Lineage: Eukaryota; Viridiplantae; Streptophyta; Magnoliopsida; Amborellales; Amborellaceae.